Molecule: messenger RNA, 2875 nt
Organism: Anopheles merus
Lineage: Eukaryota; Metazoa; Arthropoda; Insecta; Diptera; Culicidae
Gene: Cds
Product: phosphatidate cytidylyltransferase, photoreceptor-specific
Exons: 8
Coding region: 817-2238 (473 amino acids)
Cellular component (GO): endoplasmic reticulum membrane
Molecular function (GO): phosphatidate cytidylyltransferase activity
Source: RefSeq, a predicted model, not a curated record
CUCUCGGAAAAGUUACAAAAAUAUUUCCAUUUAAAAUCCCUUCAAAAGCGAAUGUGAAAUCCCAAAACACACACACACACACGCGCGCGUUUCCAGUGCGAAAGCCCAUUUCAAUACUGCGAAAAGAGAGAGAGAGAGAGGAGAGGAAGAAAAGCGCUCCCAGCACGGCGCACGCACGACGCACGCACUUCCCGCAGACGAUGACACAGAACGUACCGAGAACGGCCGUCCGUCGUACCCUGUAGGCAGCGCCGUCUGUGUUGAGCCGUAGUCUAUUGUUUUGCGUGUUGCCAGCCAGUGCAGUUCGGUCUUUCGAAGCGUCCGCGGCUUUCCGUUCCGUUCGGAUCAGCAGUGCGGAAAAUUCUUAAACCCACCCAACCACAAACCCAAAGAUACCGACCGAGAUCAAUAACCCCGUCCGUGGAAAGUGUACGAGCGUUUGUGUGUGUGUGUGUGUUUGUGUUUGGUGGCCAGUUCCGGUGGCCAAGCUUGUGCGCCUGUGUGUGUGUGUGUGUGUGUGUGUGUGUGUGUGUUUGUGCGCGCGCGUUUGUGUACUUUCCGCUCGGCCGUCGGUGGGGUGGGUUUUUUUUUCCAUCGAAGCAACCAAAGCUACUCACACACAACAUACACACAGUAGAGUAACCCGUCGGUGGCUGUCUGGUGUGGAAGUCGCAAAAGUUUCCCUCCUUCCACCUGUUCUGGGUGUGUGGGUUGGUGUGUGCGACGAGUGUACAACGAGUGAUUCGAUCGGCCCAGUGUUUAAAGUCCAAGUGCGCGAGGACAUCAUCCGAACGGUUGAACCAAAAUAAAAGCAGCAUGAGCGCGACCGACGGCGGAGGUGCCGAGCUGAGGCGAAGGUUGCUAGCGGAAGGUGAUGCUGGUCAGCAGCAUCAACAGCAACAGCCACAGGGACAGGAAAGCCCUAAACAGCCGCAACAACAGCAACAACAACCGCCGGAGUGUGCUACCACGGAAAACUCGGACCAUGUCGAUUCGGAAACCGAAACCGAGGAGCGAAUGCCGGACGAGAAGUACGUCGACGAGAUGGCCAAAAAGCUUCCCCAGGGAACGAACAAAAUGCCCGAGGUGCUGGGCUACGUGCUAAGCGGACUGCCCGAUAGAUGGAAGAACUGGGUGAUACGUGGCAUCUUUACCAUGAUUAUGAUCAGCGGCUUCUGUCUCAUCAUCUACGGUGGUCCGCUAGCGCUGAUGGUUACGGCUUUAGCCGUGCAGGUGAAAUGCUUCCAGGAGAUUAUCUCGAUCGGCUACUCCGUGUACCGCAUCCACGGACUGCCCUGGUUCCGCAGCCUGUCCUGGUACUUCCUGCUUACGUCCAACUACUUCUUCUACGGCGAAAAUCUGGUCGACUACUUCGGCGUUGCAGUGAGCCGCGUGGACUCGCUACGUUUUCUAGUCAAGUACCAUCGCUUCCUGUCGUUCUGUCUGUACUGCAUCGGCUUUGUCUGGUUCGUGCUGUCCCUGGUGAAGAAGUACUACAUGAAGCAGUUCAGCCUGUUCGCCUGGACGCACGUGGCGCUGCUGAUCGUCGUCACGCAGAGCUACCUGAUCAUACAGAACAUUUUCGAAGGGUUGAUCUGGUUCAUCGUGCCCGUGUCGAUGAUCGUGUGUAACGAUGUGAUGGCGUACAUGUUCGGGUUCUUCUUUGGCCGCACACCGCUGAUCCAGCUCAGCCCGAAGAAAACGUGGGAAGGCUUCAUUGGCGGUGGGUUUGCGACGGUCAUCUUUGGCCUGAUUGCGUCGUACUUCCUGUGCCAGUUCCAGUUCUUCGUCUGCCCGAUCGAGUACUCGGAGACGGAGGGACGCAUGAUCAUUGAGUGUGAGCCGAGCUAUCUGUUCCGGCCGCAGGAGUACAGCAUCGCAUUGUUUGGCGCAAGCAAAACGAUCACGAUGUAUCCGUUCCUCCUGCACUCGCUCUCGAUGAGCAUCUUCAGCUCGGUGAUUGGACCGUUCGGUGGCUUCUUUGCUUCCGGAUUUAAGCGUGCGUUCAAGAUUAAGGAUUUCGGCGAUAUGAUUCCCGGACACGGUGGCAUUAUGGAUCGUUUCGACUGUCAAUUCUUGAUGGCAACGUUUGUGAACGUUUACAUCUCCAGCUUCAUCCGUUACGCUUCACCGCAAAAGCUGCUAAACAUGGUAUACAAUCUUAAGCCCGAAGAGCAGCUGCAGCUGUUCAAUCAGCUAAAGGACAGCCUGGAAGAGCGAAACAUUAUAAACCUUUAAGUUGCCCGAAGCUGAGCGUAAAACAAGUGUGUGUUACCCCCGCUACCGCGCUGCUCGUCGCCUGUUAUUUGUUGUAUUAUGUGUUUUUGUGUAUGGUUUUUUUUCUGUUCAUUAGUGUUGUUUGUGUUUGUUUUAACAUCUUUAUUAGUUUAUUUACCUACCAUUUAGAUUUUUUUUUGCCAUUCGGAAGCAAUGGAAGAAAGCGAAAAGAAAGCAAAAAACCCCGACACCAAUGCUCGAAAAUGGGAAAUCAGCAAACGACGCUUUUUUUUUGGUGAUGCUGCUUUGCGUAAGCGAGAGAGAGACUAAUCUUACCAUUUAUAUGUGUAUGAUCUACUAACUAUUACGUUUGGCUAUUCCGAACGUGUAUCGGCACUAAGACUAAGAGCUUUGAAGGGGGGGGGGGGGGGGGGGAGGGGGAAACCAGGCCAAACGAGAGACCCUCCCAGUAGCGGAACCAAUCAAACCACGAUGAUCUCGCUAGUUCGCAAUCAGUGCUGGGAGGGGUCUAGAAGCCGCGGCUACACAAGUAUUCUGCUAGUAGUGGCGUGUGUGGCAAACGAUAGAUGAUACACAUUUUCUGUACGCAGAGUUUCUUGUUUGAUUAUUUCCCCGUACAUGUUUUUUUUUUUUUUUU